Diceros bicornis minor is the source of this 966-nucleotide messenger RNA. Its product is annotated as olfactory receptor 52N4-like. Gene Ontology annotation, molecular function: G protein-coupled receptor activity; olfactory receptor activity. The coding region runs from base 1 to 966 and encodes 321 amino acids. The record is from RefSeq and is a predicted model, not a curated record. The transcript has a single exon. Lineage: Eukaryota; Metazoa; Chordata; Mammalia; Perissodactyla; Rhinocerotidae. Gene Ontology annotation, cellular component: membrane. Gene Ontology annotation, biological process: G protein-coupled receptor signaling pathway.
AUGCUAAUGCUAAACCAAACAGAUGUGACUCCAGCCUCGUUCAUUCUUAAUGGGAUCCCAGGACUGGAGGACAUGCACAUGUGGAUUUCCUUCCCAUUCUGCUCCAUGUAUGCUGUGGCUAUGGCAAGGAAUCGUGGGCUCCUCUACCUCAUCUGCUAUGAGGACUCCCUGCACAGGCCCAUGUACUACUUUUUAGCUAUGCUUUUCCUAACUGGCCUUUUUAUAUGCUCUAGUACAGUCCCUAAAGCCCUAUGCAUCUUCUGGUUUCAUUUCAGGGAAAUCAGCUUUGAUGAAUGCUUGGUUCAGAUAUUCUUCAUCUACACCUUAACAGGGAUGGAGUCUGGGGUGCUCAUGCUUAUGGCCCUGGACCGCUAUGUGGCCAUCUGCUACCCUCUGCGCUACUCAACUAUCCUCACUAAUACUGUUAUUGCAAAGGCCGAACUCUCCACUUUGCUCAGAGGGGCGUUACUCAUCAUUCCAUUCACUUUCCUCAUCAAGCGCCUUCCCUAUUGCAGAGGCGAUAUAAUUCCUCAUACCUACUGUCACCAUAUGUCUGUAGCCAAAUUAUCGUGUGGAAAUAUCAAGGUCAAUAUUAUCUAUGGUCUGAUGGUUGCCUUUCUGAUUGGGGGCUUUGACAACCUGUGCAUCACAGUCUCUUACACCGUGAUCCUCCGGGCAGUGGUCAGCCUCUCCUCAGCAGAUGCUUGGCCGAAGGCCUUCAGCACCUGCACUGCUCACAUCUGUGCCAUUGUUUUCUCCUACAGUCCAGCUUUCUUCUCCUUCUUCUCCCACUGCUUUGGGGGCCACACAAUUCCUCCAUCUUGCCACAUCAUUGUGGCCAAUCUUUAUCUGGUCCUACCUCCCACCAUGAAUCCUGUUGUCUAUGGGGUGAAAACUAAGCAGAUACGAGACUGUGUCAUAAGGAUCCUUUCAGGUUCUAAGGACAUCAAAUCCCAUACCAUAUGA